AUGCAGCAGGCCACAAACAUUGGUCAAAAGCUUGGCUUCUUCGACGGAAAGUCUCCAAUCGCCCGCAAGACGACUGAAGAGAUGACUGAGGAUGACCGCAUGUGCUGUCAUGCUGCCUGGAGCAGCUUCAACUGGAGGAUGGUUGUUUCGCUCUUUUACCGCCAACCCGAGGUGGUUGCGAUUGACCAAACGCCAACACUCCCCAUAUUGGACCGCUGGUCUAGUGGCCGUACACGGCAGUCGCCGCUUUCAGCUACAGAUGACAACACCCCCUUGGACAUUUCAACCUCAGUUGGCGUUGCCUUUACGGCACUGUGCCAGCUCUGGAGCAUGUUACACGAAUUUCUCUGGGUAUACUACCCAAGUAGGAUGGAUGCUACUCCAAGAGACCAGAAGUGGAAGCUAACGGAGCAUAAAUUCCGAGAAAUCCUCGCCUGGACUUCGCGUCUUCCAGACGUUCUUGCUCUGGUAGAUUCACGUCCAUCACACGUUCAUGUGCUCCAUAUAUGGAUACACGCUGCUCUUAUGGACCUCCUCCGCCCGUUCAUUGGCCAAGAGGACAGAGCGGGCAAGCGUCUUACGACAUUUGCAGCUGAAGACAACCAUGCAAUUUAUGCAUACAAGGCUUCAGCCAACCAGCUUAAGCGCCUUAUUAUGGAAUAUCGAGGCCGCCAUGAGGCGUCGACGUAUUCGAUCCUCUGGCAUACGGGUCUACUGUAUCUCGUAAAUGCCAUGCUCGAGAAACCACGGGAUCCAGACUGGCACUUAUACUUCCUGCUCUGUAUCCAUGACUACGAAAUCCUGCGGCGUCCAUAUCCCAUCUCAGAAGCCAUUAGCAAAAGCCUCCUUGAGAUCACGCUUCGCAAGACAGGCAUGCCAGCAGAGAAGGCGCGCCGAAUCUUACAGUGUAUCGAGCGCAGUGGCUUGGAGCGGGUCGAUGAUAAAAUCCGGGCACCAUUCGUAGGCGACCUGGAAAUGGCCUUGAAGGAUGCCGAUGGUUCGAGUGUGGAAAACUACGGCGAGCUUUUUUGA
Molecule: messenger RNA, 1032 nt
Organism: Microdochium trichocladiopsis
Lineage: Eukaryota; Fungi; Ascomycota; Sordariomycetes; Xylariales; Microdochiaceae
Exons: 3
Coding region: 1-1032 (343 amino acids)
Source: RefSeq, a predicted model, not a curated record